CUGCCCGGCCCCAGCCCCAGCCCCCGCCCUCUUCCUACUGCCUUCAGCACACAGCUAGCUCUCUGGUGAAGCAUCCCAGUGAGCCCUGGGCUCCCUGGCUAUCGUCGCUGAUACUGUCACCGCUGCACAGUCUCCCCCUCCCCUACCAUCAGAGGAUGGGCUGCGAGAGGCAGCAGUGCUGCCCCAAAUCCUCCUAAAGCUACAAAAACAAAGGGAGCAUCCGGGACCGGGGUGGAUGCAAACAACCAUGAAAGACUGGGUCUUCCCUUUCUCGGGCUCUGUUGCUGCUGCCGCUGCUGCCGCCGCCGCCGCCGCCGCCGCUGCUGAGAGGAGCACUCUGUGAAAGGGGGAGCCAGGAGAGCAGCAGCUUGUUGGGAAUUGGAAAGGUGAGAGGUAGCAAAGAAGAGGAGGGGGAGGGCAGGAAAAAAAAAAGAUGUCUUCUUCUGCUUUGGGUCCCCGAGGCCCUCGCCCACCCACAGUGCCUCCCCCUAUGCAAGAGCUGCCCGACCUGAGCCACCUGACCGAAGAAGAGAGGAACAUUAUCAUGGCAGUGAUGGACCGGCAGAAGGAAGAAGAAGAGAAAGAAGAAGCCAUGCUCAAGUGUGUUGUCAGGGAUAUGGCGAAACCUGCGGCCCGCAAAACACCAAGGAAUGCUGAAAACCAGUCCCACCAACCUUCACCGAGAUUGCAUCAGCAAUUUGAAAGCUAUAAAGAACAAGUGAGAAAAAUUGGGGAAGAAGCCCGGCGUUACCAAGGAGAGCACAAAGAUGAUGCCCCCACUUGUGGCAUUUGUAUGAAAACAAAGUUUGCUGAUGGUUGUGGCCAUUUGUGUUCUUACUGCCGGACCAAAUUCUGUGCGAGAUGUGGAGGCCGAGUUUCUCUUCGAUCAAACAAUGAGGACAAAGUGGUUAUGUGGGUAUGCAAUUUAUGUCGAAAGCAACAAGAGAUCUUAACCAAGUCUGGAGCUUGGUUUUUUGGGAGUGGACCUCAGCCACCAAGUCAAGACGGUACACUCAGUGACACAGCUACGGGUGCAGGCUCUGAGGUGCCUAGAGAAAAGAAAGCCAGACUACAAGAACGAUCGAGAUCUCAGACCCCCUUAAGCACAGCAGCAGCCUCCCAGGAAACCCCUCCUUCAGGGGUCCCAUCGGAGCGAAGCAAAGGAACAGAACUGUCCCAGAAAGCCAUGGGUCUGGAGCAGAAACAGGUUUCAUCCAGAUCUAGAAGUGAACCCUCUCGAGAAAGGAAGAAGACUUCAGUGGCUGCCGAGCAGAAUGGCAAAGGGGGGCUGAAAAGUGAGCGUAAACGUGUGCCAAAAUCCUCCCUCCAGCAAGGGGAGGGACCUGUGGAGGAGAGGGACCGGAAAGAAAGGCGGGAAAGCAGAAGGCUGGAGAAGGGUAGGUCACAAGAUUUGCCAGAAAAACACGAGGAGGGCAAAGGAGUGGAGGAUGAGAAACAAAGGAAAGAAGAAGAAUAUCAGACUCGAUAUCGAAGUGACCCUAACCUAGCGAGGUAUCCCAUCAAGCCCCACCCCGAAGAGCAGCAGAUGCGCAUGCAUGCCAAAGUCUCUAAAGCCCGCCAUGAAAGGAGACAUAGUGAUGUGUCUUUGCCCCACACAGAGGUAGAAGAAUCAGACGUGCCAGAGAACAAGUUAGGGAAACGGGCCCAGCCCUCUGGAACUCAGGAUCGGAAAUCCCUUUUGGAAACUCAGAGGUCGUAUUCCAUAGAAAGAACGGGUGAUGUAAGAAUAUCUGUUUCUAAACAAUUAACUAACCAUAGCCCACCAGCUGCCAGGCAUGGCCCUGUUCCAACAGAACACCCUGAGUCCAAGAACCAAGAGUCUUUCAAAAAGCAGAGUCGCCUGGAUCCUAGCUCCGCUAUUCUUAUCCGGAAAGCAAAGAGGGAAAAAAUGGAAACGAUGCUGAGGAAUGACUCUCUGAGCUCUGACCAGUCAGAGUCAGUACGGCCAUCUCCGCCCAAGCCCCAUAGAUCCAAGAGAGGAGGGAAGAAGAGGCAAAUGUCUGUCAGCAGCUCCGAGGAGGAAGGGGCCUCUACACCUGAGUAUACCAGCUGUGAAGAUGUGGAAAUAGAAAGUGAAAGCGUCAGUGAAAAGGGUGACUUGGAUUACUAUUGGCUGGAUCCUACCACGUGGCCCAGUAGGGAGACUUCUCCUAUAAGUUCGCAUCCUGUAACGUGGCAACCGUCUAAAGAGGGUGACCGAUUAAUUGGACGUGUUAUUCUUAACAAGAGAACAACCAUGCCCAAAGAAUCAGGUGCACUCCUAGGAUUAAAAGUUGUUGGAGGAAAAAUGACUGAUUUAGGACGUCUUGGUGCCUUCAUCACCAAAGUAAAGAAGGGUAGCCUAGCAGAUGUAGUAGGACAUCUAAGAGCAGGGGAUGAAGUUCUAGAAUGGAAUGGUAAACCCCUGCCUGGAGCUACAAAUGAAGAAGUUUACAACAUUAUUUUAGAAUCAAAAUCAGAACCUCAAGUUGAAAUUAUUGUUUCAAGGCCUAUUGGUGAUAUUCCAAGGAUUCCUGAGAGCUCCCAUCCUCCAUUAGAGUCUAGUUCAAGUUCUUUUGAAUCUCAAAAGAUGGAAAGACCUUCCAUUUCUGUUAUUUCUCCAACUAGUCCUGGAGCAUUAAAAGAUGCCCCUCAGGUCCUACCAGGGCAACUUUCUGUGAAGCUGUGGUAUGACAAAGUUGGUCAUCAACUUAUUGUAAACGUUCUUCAGGCAAGAGAUCUACCCCCUCGAGUGGAUGGACGACCCAGGAAUCCUUAUGUGAAAAUGUACUUUCUUCCAGAUAGAAGUGAUAAAAGUAAAAGGAGGACCAAAACAGUAAAGAAAGUCCUAGACCCGAAAUGGAACCAAACAUUUCUCUAUUCACAUGUGCACCGUAGAGAUUUUAGAGAACGAAUGUUAGAAAUAACUGUGUGGGAUCAACCAAGAGUGCAAGAAGAAGAAAGUGAAUUUCUUGGAGAGAUCCUCAUAGAGCUGGAGACAGCCCUGCUAGAUGAUGAACCACAUUGGUAUAAAUUGCAGACACACGAUGAAUCUUCGCUACCUCUGCCUCAGCCAUCACCUUUCAUGCCAAGGAGACACAUUCAUGGAGAAAGCUCUAGCAAAAAAUUACAAAGAUCUCAGCGAAUCAUUGAUAGUGACAUCUCAGAUUAUGAGGUUGAUGAUGGUAUUGGAGUAGUUCCUCCAGUAGGUUAUAGGUCAAAUGCUAGAGAAAGCAAAUCUACAACUUUAACUGUGCCAGAACAGCAAAGAACAGCUCAUCACCGCUCCCGAUCUGUAUCUCCUCACCGUGGCAACGAUCAGGGCAGGCCCCGUUCCCGGUUACCAAAUGUGCCAUUACAGAGGAGUUUAGAUGAAAUUCAUCAAGUGAGAAGGUCACGUUCUCCAACCAGACACCAUGAUGCCUCCCGAAGUCCAGUUGAUCUCCGAUCCAGAGACAUGGAUAGCCAGUAUUUAUCAGAACAAGAAAGUGAGCUUCUUAUGCUGCCCAGAGCAAAACGAGGACGAAGUGCAGAGUGCCUACAUACGACCAGACAUUCUGUUAGACACUAUAAAACUUUAUCAUCCAAGAUGCCUUUAAUAGAGAAUGGCACUCAUUGGAAUAUUUACAGUGAACUACAGCCCUCCCUUGACAGGGCUAGGAGUGCUAGUACCAACUGCUUGAGACCAGAUACUAGUUUGCAUUCACCAGAACGAGAAAGGGGUAGAUGGUCCCCCUCCCUAGAUAGGCGAAGACCUACUAGUCCCAGGAUUCAAAUCCAGCAUGCAUCUCCUGAGGAUGACAGGACCCGGAUGUUGGAGUCUUGCAUUCCCAAACAAGACAGUAUAAGCCACCAAAGUGCUAAACCAGCAACAACACAGAGGCAAUCUCGAAAGUCGGAAAGAUCUAGCAACCAAAAACAGACUAGGAAAAGCAAUGCAUCUGAUGCAGAAAGGGUUCUCCCACAACAUCUUUCUAGAAGGGGACACCCUACCCCAAGAACAACUGAUCAGCCAGUCAUUAGGGGAAAACAUCCCUCUCGCUCAAGGUCGAGUGAGCAUUCUAGUGUCAGAACACUGUGUUCUAUACAUCACCUUGCUCCAGGAGGGUCGGCACCAGCUUCUCCGCUUCUGACAAGAAUGCACCAACAAGGAAGUCCGGGACAGUCUCCUCCUGCAGACACAGCCUUCAGCAGUCGUAGGGGAAGACAACUCCCACAGGUUCCAAUAAGAAGCGGCAGUAUAGAACAAGAACAAGACAAAUAUAGCUCUUCCUCAAAAGCAAGCUUAGUAGUGGAAGAGCGAACAAGACAGAUGAAAAUGAAAGUACAUCGCUAUAAGCAGACAACAGGGUCUGGUUCUAGCCAAGAACUUGAUCGCGAGCAAUAUUCCAAGUAUAACAUACAUAAAGAUCAAUACAGAAGCUGUGAUAACGUCUCUGCCAAAUCAUCAGAUAGUGAUGUCAGUGAUGUGUCAGCCAUUUCCCGAACCAGCAGUGCCUCACGCCUCAGCAGCACAAGCUUUAUGUCAGAGCAAUCUGAGCGCCCCAGGGGUAGAAUCAGUUCAUUUACCCCUAAAAUGCAAGGCAGACGGAUGGGAACUUCAGGAAGAACCAUCACAAAGAGCACAAGUGUGAGUGGAGAGAUGUACAAACUGGAGCAUAAUGAUGGAAGCCAGUCAGACACAGCUGUUGGCACAGUUGGAACAGGUGGAAAGAAAAGGAGGUCCAGCCUUAGUGCCAAAGUGGUGGCUAUAGUAUCUCGGAGAAGUAGAAGCACAUCCCAACUUAGCCAAACAGAAUCUGGCCACAAGAAGUUGAAAAGCACUAUACAGAGAAGCACAGAAACCGGCAUGGCAGCAGAAAUGAGGAAGAUGGUACGGCAGCCAAGUCGAGAGUCUACUGAUGGCAGCAUUAAUAGUUACAGCUCAGAAGGGAACCUAAUAUUUCCCGGGGUCCGAUUGGGAGCUGACAGUCAAUUCAGUGAUUUCCUUGAUGGAUUAGGACCAGCUCAGCUUGUUGGAAGACAAACACUAGCAACUCCUGCUAUGGGUGACAUACAGAUUGGAAUGGAGGAUAAAAAGGGCCAAUUAGAAGUAGAAGUCAUCAGAGCAAGAAGCCUCACUCAAAAACCUGGUUCCAAAUCUACACCUGCUCCAUAUGUUAAAGUCUAUCUUUUGGAAAAUGGAGCCUGCAUAGCAAAGAAGAAAACAAGAAUUGCCCGAAAAACCCUUGAUCCUUUGUAUCAACAGUCCCUGGUUUUUGAUGAAAGUCCACAGGGUAAAGUUCUUCAGGUGAUCGUCUGGGGGGAUUAUGGGCGAAUGGAUCAUAAGUGUUUCAUGGGUGUAGCUCAGAUCCUUCUGGAGGAACUUGAUCUGUCUAGCAUGGUAAUAGGAUGGUACAAAUUGUUCCCGCCUUCAUCACUGGUGGACCCAACCCUGGCGCCCUUGACUCGCAGGGCUUCCCAAUCAUCUCUGGAAAGUUCAACUGGGCCUCCUUGCAUUCGAUCAUAAUGAACUUGUAGAGAACAGAUCCUAGUUAAGUAAAAUGCUAUCAAUCCAGGAUAAUAACCCGAACUAGAUAUUAUGUGAUCAAAACAUUGUUGGAGACAGACAAUCAACUUCUGUUUUACCUGUAAUAGUUAUCCAAAAAAUGUGUCUGAAUUGUUUGUUUAAACCUGGCUUCAAAGGACAGAUGAAGGGCAUCUAUCAAAUUACAAUAAAAAAAAAGUCAAUUCGCUAGUGAGAGUUACUGACGCUUCUAACUGUUAACAAAAAAAAAAAAAAGGAGGGGGAUUUAAAAUUCACACACACAUGCACACACACACACACACACCACACAAAAACACACAAUUGAACAAACUGGAAGCCCUUACUCUGUGGAAAAGCUUGUGUUAUACACGUUCUCACAUUCUUACUCAGACUACAAGCAGUGUUAUUUCCCCUGGUGUUUGAGCAGUGUUUUCUGUACUUGUUACUUCCUCUAGUUUUUGGCUGUGUGACCCUCUCUUCAACCAUGUUGUGACAGUCCUCACCAUACUAAUAGAGACCCUUCCCUUCUUUUUUUCCCAGAUCACCAAUAAAGGGCUACAGAAUCUCUCUGUAAGCACCACCCCAAAGUGUGCAACAUCCAGGCAAAGUGAUACCAAUCAACUGUCUCAUGUUCCCACCUUUACCCUCCCCACCCCUCCAGUAUCAGCUCUUCAAAGUCUUAUGUGUAGAAACCCAAAGCAAACCAAGAGGCCAGAAAGUUUCCCUCCCAACAUAAGUACCACUGUUCUUUUUGCAUUCUGGACAAACUAUAAAAAUUUUUUUUAAAAAGUCUGUUUUGCAUGAAAGACUCCUCUCUGCAGCCAAGGCUGGGGACUGCAACAACUUAAUCUUAGUUUCUGACAUUGAAACCACUCCUUGUUAAUAGUUCUCUUUCAAAUGUCCAAGAGAGAAUAAUCACAUUCAUGUAUAGGAAAUAUAUGUUUGAUGUCCCACAAUGUUGACCAGAAAUGGAAUUAAGCAUAUGACACUUUCAGCUAUACCCAGGCUUCUCUGCUGUGUCUCCCUUCAGACACACCUGUCCACCCUGGAUAGAGCAUGGUAGGGGCUGCUCAAUAUUCCACUGGGAAUUCCAGUUGAAAUAUUCUGCACUUAACUAAUGUUUUUAUCCAAUUUUAGUUUACAUUUCUUUGAGAUUGAUGCAAGCACAAAGCUUGAUUUUUUAACACAAAAUAUCUUACUUUUUUGAGGAAAAAAAAUGUCCAAUUUCAAUUUGCAUUUUCUUCAUUUUUUUCUUGGCCUUGACGUUCCCUUGUGAUGUGCUACCAACUGCAGACCGUGCAGGUGCAUUGAUAGGUUUUUCCUUCCUUUUAUGGGCCAUUCAAUUUUGUGAUCACACAGAUAGAGCAGCAUGACUUGGAACUCUUCAAAGCUGCAUGCAUGUUUUGUUAAAAAAAAAGUAAAGAAACAAAAAGGUAAUUUAAUAAUGUAUGUUAGCUCCACGUAGGCUGGCUUGUAUGUUGCAUGUACUUGUACAGUUUGCUUGUUAAUUACUAUACUGAAAUAACCAAGAAAUCUAAGCCAUCCAUUUUUGUUAUAGACAUUUGACAGGUUUUAGCCAGACUCAGUCAGUUAGUCUGGUGCAAAAAAUGUCUAUAGAUGGACUUUAUUUUUUACCCUAUGGAAAACGUGAUGUAGUUUGGACCAAACCUUCUUAUAAAUUAUUUUGGUGUAGAUUCCUACUGUGGGGCUGUAACACAUGUAGAAAUUGUGUGCACACUAGGUUUUAAUCCAUUAGACAUACUGCCUGCACCGAGUGAAUUAUUAAUUAUUAUUUAACAUGUCAGACUUCUCUGCCCACCAUUCCAUCGGGCACAGAUCGACUAAUGCUCGACCUGCUGAGCGAGAAAAGCUGAAGCAUUGGUGCACUAUUACUAGAGUCCGUUCUGUCUUAGUGGCCAAGAAUUGACUAAGUACAAUUGGGUAGUAUCUUUCUAUUUUGACCACUUGUCUUAACACUCCCCUGUGCUUUUAAAUGAACUUCCAACUCAUGUUAUGUAAACAUGUUUAAUAAAAUUUACUUUUCACGUCA
Molecule: messenger RNA, 7577 nt
Organism: Phascolarctos cinereus (koala)
Lineage: Eukaryota; Metazoa; Chordata; Mammalia; Diprotodontia; Phascolarctidae
Source: RefSeq, a predicted model, not a curated record